Molecule: messenger RNA, 2407 nt
Organism: Athalia rosae (coleseed sawfly)
Lineage: Eukaryota; Metazoa; Arthropoda; Insecta; Hymenoptera; Athaliidae
Gene: MED28
Product: mediator of RNA polymerase II transcription subunit 28
Exons: 4
Coding region: 377-1162 (261 amino acids)
Cellular component (GO): mediator complex
Source: RefSeq, a predicted model, not a curated record
GAGUUAAGGAAAAGUUGAGGAAAAGCAAACGUCGAGGAACGGAGGAACGCGCCCGAAAGGCAACGGUCUCUAACCGAUGUUCACAGUUACUAGUCCAACGAAUUCUUGUACUAGUCCCAAGACUAGUCCUUAUUCUGUGCUCACAGUCAUUACGUCGCAUUCUUCGAGUUGAGGUGAUAUCGUUAGUGUUUAUAGCGACCAAAUUAAUGGACGCAACGUUGUUUCAAAUAUUAUUUCAACCUAUGCAAUUAUCUGUGAGCAAGGAGUCCAAUAAUAUACCUUCAAACUUUGAAAACUAUGGUGAUUUGACAUACCCUUGUCGUAUCCGACACCUAAUGUAUAAUCUAUUGAGAUCCUGAGCGAUCUUACUUGAAGCAUGGCGACACCGACAAAUGGCAAUGGAAAUCUCGUCGACGAGUUUGAAGAGGCAUUCCAGCAAUGUUUAAACAUCUUGACCAAAGAUGAGAGCCUCGGCAACAAUAGCGUAGGUGUUGGUCUGACUGUAGACAAAGAUGAGGCUCGAGGAGAGGUAGAGCAGGUCACCCUGAGGUUUAUAGAUCUUGCCAGACAAAUGGAAGCCUUUUUCUUACAAAAAAGAUUUUUAUUAUCAGCUCUAAAGCCUGAGCUUGUUGUCAAGGAAGAUAUAAAUGAUUUGAAAGUAGAACUCGUCAGAAAAGAAGAUUUGAUAAAAAGGCAUUACGACAAAAUUGCAGUUUGGCAAAACUUACUAGCUGAUCUUCAGGGCUGGGCCAAGUCACCUGUACAAGGACCUGCACCUAAUGGCUUAGCCAAUGGUAGCGGUGUUCAAGCACCACCAGCAGGUAAUGGAAGUGGAGGGCCUGUUAUGCAACAGCAACAACAGCAGCAACAACUGCUCCAACACCAGCAACAGUUACAACAGCAGCAGAUGCAGCAGGUGCAACAGCAUCAACUGCAGCAACAACAACUUCAUCAGCAACAGGUUCAGCAGGUUUCGGGUGCUCCACCACCUCAAGGUCUGCAAGGCGUCGGUGUCUCAGUUGCCCAACAGGGAAUGUUUAUGUCCCAGGGGGGUGGGGCAAGAGCAGGUGGCUUUGGGGUAGGAGGUGGUGCUUUACAGGGUCCACUAGCAUUUCUUGAGAAGACGACGAGCAACAUAGGAAUGCCUGAAGGGCGAAGGUGACGCGGACGGGGGAGGGGGCGAGGUAGAGGUCGAGGAAGAGGCAGAGGUAGGGGUCGUGGUCUAGCACCACCACCCCUCCUUGAUCCUUCCGACCCUUCUUCGUAUGCUGCUGCUGCUGCGGCGCCCCUUCCCUCUCAGCAACAGCAGCCCCCUCCCCCAUGCACUUAAUGAUUUCUUUAUUCUGUACAUUUCGAUUAACUUGAAGGGUUCCGUGAUUACACAUUAAUAUUCACCAAACUGUCUCCUAAUUAAUGAAUUGCGUUGAACUCACCUGAUAAAAUCAAGUUACAUCACUCCAGAUACAGAAUAUGAAAUCAUCGUAUUGUUUUGUUUUUUUUUUCAUAAUUCAUAAAUUAUUAAGUUAUCUGUAUCAUAUAGGUGUGGAAAUCGUAAACCUAUAAACAGUCUCAUACAAUUUCGAAUAGAUUUUCAGUUCAUUCCUUUAUGUUUAUGUAAAAUUAUUAGUUAGAUAAUCUGAUAAUUAUAAUCAGUGAUUACAUAUGAAAGAUGUUAUGCUCAUAUUUGCUGCAUAGUUUGAGUUUUGCAAACAUUCAUUUCAUCAUUUUUCGUGAUUAAGAUACAUGGUUAAAAAAGUAGUUAGUAUUUAAGGUUUAAGUUGAUAUUGUAACUUAUUUUAACUGAUAGUUUGAACGUUUCAAAGUCAAGGAUUCGAUGUCUAUUUAGAGUAAACCUAAGUGUUUAUAUUUCUUUACCCUGAGUUUGAGACACGAACAUCUAAGGCAUCAGAAACUUGCCCGUGUACUAUGCUCCUUUUUCAAGUCUAUCGGCUGCAAACGCUAUUUCGAAAUUCCAGAUAUUAGUGGAUUUAAAAGAAUUCAUUUGAUUUUUAGUUUUGUAAAGCAACUUUCGUAUGACACUUGAAGAUGAAUUCGUAAUCUAUUUUUAUGAUCCUUUGAAUGACAUCAAAGUCGUUCCAUUUGUCAUACCAUUGGGAAUAAAAUCACUCGACUUAUACUGUAGGUGGGAAGAAUCUUGGUUUAACAAACAUUCUGUAAUUAUGAAGUGAUUAGAUACAGCGAUACAAGUUCUCUAUCACAAUUUGUACAUAGGUUCUACUAAACUCAAGUUUAUUUGUUAAGCUUUAAAAUGUAAAUAGUAUUAGAAUACUUUAUAUUCUAGCUACUGUGACAUGUCAGUCAAAUAACUCGUAAUCCUAAUUUAUGUAAAGAAUAAUUAAUUUCCAUGGUAAAUAAAAUGAAGAAUUUGAACACCGUUUUUAAUCAA